Molecule: messenger RNA, 558 nt
Organism: Ostertagia ostertagi
Lineage: Eukaryota; Metazoa; Nematoda; Chromadorea; Rhabditida; Trichostrongylidae
Source: the annotation of a GenBank genome assembly
AUGGGACUUAAUUCCAUGCCCCGCUUCUCUCCCCUGCUCCGCGACCAUGCGGCGUACAAGCAGUUACUGAAACAUUUUGACCAGGCCACCAGCGAGCUACGACGUACCGCCCAUAACCUGAUGCCGGAUGUAUUGCUGGAAGAAGGCAUUGCACAGGCCAUUUAUUAUUUCUGUAAAAACGUGGAAGAAACCACGCCCCUGAACAUCGUUUUUCAUCAAUACGGUGAGCUGCCGCCGCUGCUGCCUUCUUUUGAGAUAUCCCUCUACCGCAUGGUGCAGGAGCUGCUGCAAAACAUCAUCAAACAUGCACAGGCUACCCGCGCCAUUGUACAGCUUAACUACGGCAAUGACCUGCUCAGUAUUACUAUCGAAGAUGAUGGUUGCGGGAUGGACCUUGCUGCGGGCGAUGGCAUGGGGCUGAAAAGCAUCCGUAACCGUGCACGCAUUCAUAACGGCAGUAUGGAAAUCCAGAGCAACAAAGACAAUGGCACGGCCAUCUACCUGGAGUUCGACCUGCUUUCUUCUUUAUCCCUAAAACCAGCAAAAAAUGUCCAUUAA